Tupaia belangeri chinensis (Chinese tree shrew) is the source of this 2086-nucleotide messenger RNA. RefSeq names its product GLI pathogenesis related 1 (gene GLIPR1). The transcript has 7 exons. Gene Ontology annotation, cellular component: extracellular region. The coding region runs from base 228 to 1064 and encodes 278 amino acids. Lineage: Eukaryota; Metazoa; Chordata; Mammalia; Scandentia; Tupaiidae. The record is from RefSeq and is a predicted model, not a curated record.
CAGUUUUUCGCAAACAAGAUCCAUAUUAUAACCACCACACCACCAGCUGGCCCUCUCCAGCUCUUUUCAUCCUGACCAACACCUACCUGAUUGUAGCCUCAGCAAAGAACUCACCCUGCCGUGUGUAGGAGCCAUCUCUCCUCUUUCCAGAAUGGGCUGAAGUCGGCUCUGGUGCGUAAGGCUGCCGGCUGAGAACUCUGAGAGGCAGGCACACCCUUGAAUCUGCAAUGGCUCUGUUUGGCAGCCUCAAGGAUCUGAACGUUCAAGUCACGCUUGCUGCAACAGCCUGGAUGUUUUCUUUAGUCUCCAGUUAUUCAUAUACAGCAAAUACUUUGCCAGAUAUUGAAAAUGAAGAUUUCAUCAAGGACUGUGUUUGGAUUCAUAACAAGUUGCGAUCUGAGGUAUAUCCAACGGCCAGUGAUAUGCUAUACAUGACUUGGGACCCAGAGCUAUCCCGAAUUUCAAAAGCAUGGGCAAAAAAUUGUAAGUUUGGACAUAAUCCGCGACUGGGCCCACCCCACAAGCUGCACCCGAACUUCACUUCCCUGGGAGAAAACAUCUGGACAGGGUCUCUGUCCUUGUUUUCCGUGUCUUCAGCCAUCAUAAAUUGGUACAAAGAAAUCCAGUACUAUGACUUCAGGACACGGAGAUGCAAUAAAGUCUGUGGCCAUUACACUCAGGUUGUUUGGGCACAAAGUUACAAAGUUGGCUGUGCAGUACAAUUUUGCCCUAGAGUUGAUGGCUUUGAAAGUCUUUCCAAUGGAGCACAUUUCGUAUGCAACUAUGGACCAGCGGGAAAUUACCCAACGUGGCCAUAUAAGAAAGGGUCUACUUGCAGCGCCUGUCACAAUAAAGACACUUGUUUGGACAACCUCUGCGUUAACCCACAGAGAGACAAAGUCACACGUUACUACUCUGUUGGGUAUCCAGGCUGGCCCAUAUAUUCACGGAACAGAUAUACAUCUCUCUUUCUCAUUGCUAGGUCUAUAAUUCUGUUAUUAUCUGUUAUAAUUACCAUUUUGGUGAAGUGUAAAUACCCUAAUUUAGCUCUUUUAGAUGAAUAAAACCUAGAAGAGAAAAAAAUUCUUUUGUAUAUGGCUUUUAUAAAAAAAUAAAGUAACAAUUAAAUAUAUUUAUAAUUUUUAAAACCAAUUUCAGGUGUGAAAAAAAGUUGUUGUAGUCAACCCUUACUCAAAAGAAACUACUCACCUUCCUAACUCCAUUGGAUAAACUCAUCUUUAGUUUCCACUUUUCUAUGAGUAAGCAAUGUUUUCAGUUGCCAUGGCUGGACUUUCAGUAAGUAACCUAGCUCCUGUGUUUCAGUUUCCAAAUCUAUAAAUUAAGUGAGCUAGAUUUAGGUGAUUCAAAGUUAACUCCAGUAGCCCUCAUUAGUUGCAAACAUCAUCACCACUCCUCAUUUGCCCUGCUUUUCUCCCAACUUGAUGUCUCUCCUGUAUCAUCUUCUCCAAACUCCAGACUAGAACAGUAACUAAGGGAUGAGGUUUCAUGAUUUUCUACUUAUGUAUUGUUUAAUCUUAGAACAAAAUUAUAGAGGUAAGUCUAAUUUACUUAUUAUCACCGAGAAAGAGAGAACACUGAAAAAUAUGCAUUUAUUUUCCUCAAAACCAAAUGCUAAAACAUAUUUAAAGACUAAUAAAUGGCAUCAGACAUUGGAUUUAACAGGUAACAGUCACACUGUAAAAAUCUACAUAUAAAAAAAUCUAAAAAAUCACUCCUAAAUUCAUGCUAGGGCAAAAAUCUAUCUAGAACCGAUUAGCUGUAAUUAAUGUACACAAGGUGUAAUUUGUACACAGAGAUUUCUGUGUACAAAUUUGUAUUUUUUUUUCAAAAAAAAUAAAAUACAAUAAUUUAUAAAGAACACUGCUCUAUGAACAACAACAACAACAAAAAAAAAAACAGAAGAAAGUAAUAAAGAGUAUUAUUACUCAUGAGUAAGGAAGGCAAUUAAUGCCCUGAUGUCUCAAAAUCCUUUACAAAAGGAGAUAGCUUCAUAUAUUCUAAUUUAGAGGGUUUUGUAUAUUACUUUUUUUUCUUCUUUUUCUUUUCAUCUGCUUCCAUCUUAAGC